Molecule: messenger RNA, 2881 nt
Organism: Plectropomus leopardus (leopard coralgrouper)
Lineage: Eukaryota; Metazoa; Chordata; Actinopteri; Perciformes; Serranidae
Gene: ivd
Product: isovaleryl-CoA dehydrogenase
Biological process (GO): L-leucine catabolic process
Cellular component (GO): mitochondrion
Molecular function (GO): 3-methylbutanoyl-CoA dehydrogenase activity; flavin adenine dinucleotide binding
Source: RefSeq, a predicted model, not a curated record
UUUUUAGUCCUGGUAAAUAGCAGCAGAGUGAGACCUCCAACUUUGUUUCUGCUAAGGGGCAGCUAGCCUGGAGUCUGUCAUCGUGACAACUUUUGGUUUAUUUCUCUCCAUUAAUCUGUCUCUCUGCAAGCAAUAGCAUGUUUGCCGUCAGAAACGCUCUCCGCCUCGGCUCCAGGCUGUCCAUCCCCGCGGUGGCGAGGAGGGGAUGCGCCGGGGCUGCCGUCCCGGUGGACGACGUGGUGAACGGGCUCACCGACGACCAGAUACAGCUUAGGCAGACGGUUCGUAAAUUCUGUGCAGAAAAGCUCGCGCCCCACGCUGACGAGAUCGACAAGACGAAUGAGUUUCCAGGAAUGCGGAAUUUUUGGAAAGAAAUGGGGGAGAUGGGACUCCUUGGGAUCACUGCUCCAGAGCAGUAUGGGGGCACAGGAUUGGGCUACCUCGAUCACGUCAUCGUGAUGGAGGAAAUGUCACGAGUGUCUGCAGCCAUUGCUCUCAGUUACGGCGCCCACUCUAACCUCUGCGUCAACCAGAUGGUACGCCACGGAAACGAGGAACAGAAGGAGAAGUACAUGCCAAAGUUAAUGACAGGAGAGCACGUAGGAGCCCUGGCAAUGAGUGAGCCCAACGCCGGCUCCGACGUCGUCUCCAUGAAACUCAGAGCCCAGAAGAAAGGCGACUACUAUGUUCUGAAUGGCAACAAGUUCUGGAUCACAAACGGGCCAGAUGCUGAUGUCCUUAUUGUUUAUGCAAAGACAGAUCCUGAGGCCUAUCAAAGAGGCAUCACAGCUUUCAUUGUUGAAAAGGGAACGCCUGGAUUCUCCACAGCACAGAAGCUCGACAAACUCGGCAUGAGAGGCUCCAACACCUGCGAGCUGAUCUUUGAAGACUGCAAAAUCCCAGAGAAGAACAUCCUUGGUCCGUUAAACAAAGGCGUGUAUGUGAUGAUGAGCGGCUUAGACUUGGAAAGGCUGGUGCUUGCAUCAGGACCUAUUGGCAUCAUGCAGGCAGUUUUGGACUUUGCUGUCCCCUACCUGCACGUCAGAGAAGCUUUCGGACAGAAGAUUGGACACUUUCAGCUGAUGCAAGGCAAGAUGGCUGAUAUGUACACCAGGCUGAGCUCCUGUCGGCAGUAUGUGUACAACGUUGCCCGGGCUUGUGACAAAGGACACUUCAGUGCAAUGGACUGUGCUGGAGUGAUCCUGUAUUGUGCGGAGAACGCCACUCAGGUUGCUUUGGAUGGCAUUCAGUGUUUGGGUGGGAACGGCUACAUCAACGACUACCCAAUGGGCCGAUUCUUGCGCGAUGCAAAACUGUAUGAAAUUGGCGCGGGCACAAGUGAAGUUCGCCGGCUCAUUAUUGGACGAUCCUUCAACGCCAUGUUCAAAUAAUCAGAAGUGAGUGAUGGCGAUCUCUAAAGACUGAAUGAGUGGUUUGCCGUGGAUGAACACAGAUAUUCACACCAAGGGCCUUAUACUGAUGAAAUGUUGCUGCUGUUAGGAUGUUAUCGGAUUAUCACGUUUCAGAAUAGCUGUCUGAUUUCAUGUUACAUAUAUAUAUAUAGUAUGUUAUAUACAUGAAGUAAAAUCCUGUCUUGAUAAUGAUGUUAUAAGCUGUUUGGCAAAAAUCACAUUAAAUGUUGAUUUUAUCGGUCCCUUCAGGUUUUAAUGGGCUGUUUUUGAGAUUGUUGCGGCCUGAAAUGCCUGAUUUCAAGGCAGCUUUAUCUGAAAAAUGAUUCUGCCGUUCUACGCAGUGAAGAACUGUCUCCGCAAACUGCUGUCCCUCUGCUCUUUCUGGCCGGUUAGCACAAGCUUACACAGUACAUUGUGAUCUGAUCACUACGUUUUAAUAUUUUGCCACUUCCUUGCAGCAGCAUUGAAUAUCCCCACUGAGCCGUUAAUCUCACACUGACACUGAAACGACUUGACUCUUUUGUUAAUCUUGUUAAUAACCAUUGGGUGUCAUUAGCCGCAUGAUGCUAGCAGUUAGCCCUGUCACUGUGUGAGUGUGUCGGAGGCACAGACAUCUGGUUCCAUUUUGACCAUGGUGGCAUUCAUCUCAUGAUAAAUGGAAUCAAUGUUUUAGAUAGUCAAAUUUGUAGUAAAGUUGCAGUGAUUGGAAAAAAAAUGCAAGGUUAUGCAGGAUUCACAGGGAUUGGCUGAAUUUGCAUUAAUUGCUGUAAUUGCAACAUUUUAAAAUCCUGGAGGUAAUCCUGGAAAUCAUAUGUUUUUCAUAUAAGGUCAACUGCAGUUUGAAUUGCUUUCAUUUGAUAGCCACUGAAAUGCCAAUAAAGCAAUAAAAUUUAAAGUAUUAAACCUUAAAAAUAGAUUCUUUGCUUAGCUCAUUUUAGUUUAUUUAGGCCCCUUGAACUGAUGACGAUAGGUUGUCUUGAACACUCCGAACAGAAAACUGCCGUGGUUUCUCCUUCAACAAAUCAUGCAGGUUUUUCAAGAAUAACUUCUGAAUACUGUAGCAUUAAAUUAUAUAAAGCAGUAGGCAGGUGAGGGGCGUGUCGCUUUGGGAAAUUUCCUAAGAUCAAACCUGAGGUCAUCCAGUAAUGACUUUGUCUAACUAUAUCACCUGAUUUAAAAACACACACACACACACACACACACAUAUAUCCUGGUUUUAAUGCCAACUGAAAACUCUUUCUGAUCAAUAAGGGGAAAAGAUUUCCGAUGUCUGUUGUACAGAUUUAGCGUUAGAAAACGGUUUUGUCCAUUUUUGGAAUCAAGCAUAUUCCGCUGUUGUUUUCUGUGAGUACGGUCGGACUGGAGAAACUCUCCUAAAGAUUUGUCUUCUCUUCUCAUUGUAGAUGUACAGUAUGAAAUAACGUAGUUUUGUUUGCCAUAAAUAAAUAAAAUCUUUUUUUAUUUCUGGA